Messenger RNA from Suillus plorans, 852 nucleotides. RefSeq lists its product as uncharacterized. Bases 1 to 852 code for a protein of 283 amino acids. The transcript has 3 exons. The record is from RefSeq and is a predicted model, not a curated record. Lineage: Eukaryota; Fungi; Basidiomycota; Agaricomycetes; Boletales; Suillaceae.
AUGGUGCUAUGUGGUGCUCUAGGUUGCUCUUGGGAGAGGGCCACGGACACCCAUGGACUCAGCAGGCAUUGUACAUCAUGCCACUUCUACAAGAGGUCCAGCGUUCUUGCAACUCAAAAGAGGCAAGAGCAUGCCAAAGAGGCUGUCUCUGCAAAUUUGGCUGCCAAUCUGCCCCAGUCAAUGUCUUUGCCUAGAAUUGGCUGUCCAAGGCCAAUUGCCCCCUGCGACCUCCUGUUGGCAGAGCAAAUGCCGGGGCCUGUUGCUGCCACUUCAGACACCUCCGGCCUCGCAGACUUGCAGCACUCUAUUCUUCCAGGACUCACACAUGACGACACUGACUCUGCGAUGGAUGUUGACUGCGGAGACCUCUUGGAUGCCUCUGACCAACCGGCGCACCCUAUAAGAAAAAUACCAAGGCCUUUUGUUGAUGUUGAGCCCUCGGUGGAGGACCUCAAUAGCUCUGAUAGUGUUGACCAUCGUGUCUGUAGUGCUUCGACUCAAAACUCGGGCGCCCUGCCAGCUCCAGCAAGGAUUCGACGUGUUCUUCUAACACUCCAAGAUAGACUUCAGACUACCCUCAACUCCUUCGGUCUCUAUAGGCUUUACCCCCGUCGUCCCUCAUUUGAGCCUGAUAAGUACAUUUCAUCCUCGUUGCUUGCUAGAAUGUGCCCUACCCCUUCUGGAGGAACCGAUGCUCCACUGCAGGUCUUCCCUCCCCCUUACCCCUUCGCGAAUAUGAUGGUCUAUCGGCUCAUGUCCUGGAUGAACUCCGGCAGCAGCUGGGUGUCAGAAACUAAGGUUGCCACCCUUGUCAAGGACGUUGUAGGGAUUCAUUUCUGGCUGGGCUUGUAG